Messenger RNA from Helobdella robusta, 1497 nucleotides. RefSeq lists its product as hypothetical. The transcript is spliced from 8 exons. The record is from RefSeq and is a predicted model, not a curated record. NCBI's taxonomy places the organism in Eukaryota, Metazoa, Annelida, Clitellata, Rhynchobdellida, Glossiphoniidae. The coding region runs from base 1 to 1497 and encodes 498 amino acids.
AUGUUUAGUGGAACAUCAAAACCCACCGAACAGAUUAGUAACGUUCAUUUUAACUGGCUGACCUCAUUAUCUUAUGACCCUGUCACUAAUUCACUUUAUUUCUCCGAUCAUUUGGCACGUGCCUCUGAUGAUGAAAAAAAUGGAGUCAUUGGACUUAUUCACCUUGAAACACUAACUAAUCACAAUAUCUAUAUUUUCAACAAUUUGGAAAACAUCUCAAGCAUUUCUGUCGAUUAUAUAAACAGAAACAUUUAUUGGAUAGAAAAUGAAGACUCCAUCUGGAUUGGAAAUUUGAAUAAUGGAAAAAAAAUUAAACUCAUCUCCUUGAACAAUAGUAAAUCUGCAAUAAAGAUGAAAAAAUAUAAAAUGGCCUUGACUUCUUUGGUCGUCGAUCCAGUCAAAAGACGAAUGUUUUAUUCCCAAUGUAAUAUGGACCCAUUCUCACCAUCCCAAAACGGAUUAAUCUCAUGCGAUUUGUCGGGCAUGAACUGCUUGAAUUCAUUAGAAUCAUUCCAAGUAUAUCUAAAUAAAAGAUAUUGUAUCAGUAGAAUUGCUAUUAACACUAACAAUGAAAAAAUGAGCUUUAUUGAAGAUGUCAGUGGGAAAAUAUUUAGUGGAAAAAUUGAGAGUUCAACAUACGAAAAUAAUAAGUACAGUAAUGACGAUAACGAUGAUAAAAUGAUGCCUGCCGGCGGUGAUGUAAACAAAAUUUGGACAGGAAUAAUACGGCACGUGCGUGGCUAUAAAGAGGAUUUACGUGCACACGCAAUUUCUUACAUGCGCAACCAACUCACAUGGAUCAACGAAGAUCACAAACUUUAUUACAUGCCAGACGACUUUUCUGUCAAAAACAUUUCACUUGAAAAUGGGACUAAGUAUUUUACCAUGGUUACCGCCGAUGGGCUUAAUAAAGAUAACAUUAAGAGCAUUUGUACGUCAACAAAACCGUUAUGUAGUGACAUAUGUGUGAUCAAUUUGAUGGGCAGACGUUCUUGUUUGUGUCCUCAAGGAUUUCUAUUGCGAUACGAUUACUUAUGUAUAAAAGAUGAUUCUCCAUGUUUCUAUCGACAUAAUGGUCAAUUGACUCCAGUGUGUAGCGAUAUUUGUAAAAUAUCCAACGAAAAUCAUUUUGAAUGUACAUGCAGAUCUGGAAGAAAGUUAUUGGAAGAUAAAAGAAGUUGUACAGCUGAUGUUCAUGCUCCCAUCGUUUAUUUGGGAAGCAAAAAAACAUUGACUCGGUUAAUGGAUAACAGAGCAGAAAUUUGCGAGGAAUUAGAGUUCAACUGGUUAACAUCUUUGUCCUUCGACCCUAUUACAUUUUCUGUUUUUUUCUCCGAUCGCCUAGAAAACGAUAAUUCAAAUAAAAAUAAAUUAAUCCAUUACGAAAUAAAUGAUUACAACAUCAACAAUGACAAUAAUGGCAAUGAACUUUCCUACGCCGAUGAACACGGAAAUGACGUAAUCGGUCUCAUUCACAUGGAAACAUUAACCAAGUAA